AUGUUACAAGAUUCGGCCGAAGAAAGAGACAAGGAGAAAGAGAAAUUGCAACCAGUUACCUCAUGGAGACUCCGCCGCAGCCACAGCCACAGCAGCGUCGACGUCGAAGACCUGCUCUCUCCUGUCGGGAAUGCCGUCGCCGCAAGAUCAAAUGCGAUCACAAUAACCCCAUGGUUCGCCGCUCCAGACCGACAGCCGCCGGCCGUCAGACAGCUCGGCCCCGGACAACUCGCUCAAGCUGCGGACUUGAGUAACAUCAACGGAUCUGUCUCUGUGCCUCUACAGGGCAGCAGCUCGUCCACACCCGGGGUCGCAACAUCAGCGACAACGGCGGCGCCCCUGGGCGCAGUGAGACAACAAUUGCCAGGCCAUGACCCGGAUGGGGGAGUCACUGUCUGUGAUCUUCUGCAUCGGAUACAGAAGCUGGAAGAAUCUUCCGCAGGCAGAUCCCGGACAGAUGAGAGUCCUCUCCACGGGGCCCAUGCACGUCAGUCGCCGGCGGGGCCACAAGAGUGGCAAGCUGUCCUGAACAAGUCAAGAGACUGGGGCAGGAGUCGAUGGAUGGGCGCGGCUAAUGAAUUCACCGCCAUCAUCGCCUGUUACAGUGAGAUCAUGGGCAAGCGUAGCAAGGACAGCUUGUUUCAAGGGCUUGAAGCCUCGGCGCUGAUCUCUCAGGCCGGUGGCCUACUCCGGAAAUGCAAGAAUAGAGCGAGGAGUAUCAAAACCUGCCGAUCCACUAGAAGUCUCCCUUUGCCGGGCUUCGAAUUUGCGCCCCCUUCCCGUGAGAUGUCCGAUGCCAUGGCCAAUCUCUACUUGACAUCAUUUGAAACGACGCAUCGGAUACUUCACGUCCCUACCUUCUGGCUCGAGUACCAAAGAUAUUGGGACAACCCAGAUGGGGCGGCUCCUAGUCUACGUCUCAAGGUUCUUCUUGUCAUUGGCAUAGGAUCAAGUCUAUACGACCAUGGAGACAGAGCUGCCGCGCUUCGCAAUAUCGACUUGGUUCAGCAAUGGAUCUACGCUGCUCAGACCUGGCUUUCUGGGCCGCUAGAAAAGGACCGCUUGGACAUCUCUGGACUGCAAGUCUACUGCUUGAGUAUCCUGGCCCGGCAGAUAUUCUCUAUCGGUGAUGACACGAUAUGGAUCUCGAUCGGAUCGCUGGUCCACAUCGCCAUGCAACUCGGGCUGCACCGGGACCCCAAGCACCUACCAGCUAUAUCGGUCCUGCAGGCCGAACUGCGGCGGAGGCUUUGGUACACUAUUCUCGAAUUCGUCGUCCAGGCGUCCCUGGAUUCGUGGAUGCCGCCAAGGAUAUCCUUUGAUGAAUUCGAUGCCGAGCCACCCUCCAACAUCAACGACAAUGAGCUCAACGAGUCAACCACGGAGCUCCAGCCGCGCCAAAUGGACGUCUUCACAGCUACAUCCGUCCAGCUCGCCUUGAUCGAGUCGCUACCCGUCCGCCUCCAGAUCGUCCAGCUCCUCAACGGCUUCCACUCCGAAAUAUCCUACGACCGAGUCCUCUCACUAAGCUCCGAGUUAAUCAACGCCCUCCAAGCAUGCAACCACCAAAUUAAAGACGGCAACGGAUCGAUCCCCUUCCACCGAAACCUCCUAGACUACCUAGUCCGCCGCUUCAUGAUCCCCCUACACUACUCCUUCAGCAACCAGGCCCGCACCAACCACCUCUUCCACUACUCGCUCAAGCUCAGCCUCGACGCCGCCCUCGCCAUGGUCUCUCCCGAGCCAGACUCAGCCUUUGCCCGUCUGAUGGCUACAGCAGGGGGCCUCUUCCGCGAGGGCAUCCGCUGCGCCACCUCGGCAAUCAGCCUCGAGCUGCUGGCACAUGUCGAGACACAGCGUCUAAACGGCACGUUGCACCGCACGCACCAGUACCACGAUUUCCUCAAGCAGGCUGUCCGGGAUCUGAUCGCGCAGUCUGAGGAACGCAUCCUGCUGGGUGAGACGAAUGUGAAGAACCAUAUGUUUCUGAGUAUGAUCCUCGCUCAGGCGGAGGCGGUCGAGGCGGGAGGAGAGGUUGAGGUGUGGGUUGCGCGCGCUGCGAGGGAUAGCUUGGAGCUGUGCGAUGGUCUGCUGAAGACCAGGGAGGAUGCUGGCCCCAGCCGGAUGGCGUCGCCUGAUGAGGCGGGACUCGCGGCGGCGGGGAUGGAAGGGUUUGGGCCGGAUUUUGGAUGGGAGCCUUUCUUUCCGGAUGGGGAGUUGGGCUUUCAGAGUUGGCUUGGGAGCUAG
Molecule: messenger RNA, 2247 nt
Organism: Aspergillus lentulus
Lineage: Eukaryota; Fungi; Ascomycota; Eurotiomycetes; Eurotiales; Aspergillaceae
Source: RefSeq, a predicted model, not a curated record